Molecule: messenger RNA, 7367 nt
Organism: Drosophila sulfurigaster albostrigata
Lineage: Eukaryota; Metazoa; Arthropoda; Insecta; Diptera; Drosophilidae
Exons: 10
Coding region: 1386-4826 (1146 amino acids)
Cellular component (GO): nucleus
Molecular function (GO): zinc ion binding
Source: RefSeq, a predicted model, not a curated record
GUUGGAUUUUUGCCGUGAACGGACGUCUCUUGUGCUCUUGUGCGCUGCUGCGUCGCAGUUGGCGUAGUUUGACUCAAAACAAUUCAAGAAAACUACAGCAGCAAUAACAUCAACAAUAACAACAAUAACAACAACGACUGCAGCAACGAAAAUAAUUACAACUGUAACAGCAUUCUGAGUUGUGUUUACAUUUUAUUUUUUUAUAGUAUGUCAAAAUUUAUGAAAUAAGCAAUUCAAGCUUCAAAAAAGUAACUUUUGUGCGUCGUCGUGUAAAUUAUUGAUAGUAUUAUUAUUAUUUCGUUUUUUUUUGGUUUAUUUAUUUUUUUUUGUUGUUGACAAAUUAAAUGUGCAAUAAAAACGGGCGAAGGAACAAAAAAACAGCAAAAAGAUAAAUUCGAAACGCAAAAUCAAAAUCGCAAUCGCAAGACGAAAUUGAAAUAAAUUUUAUGUAAGCAGCAAAUGUAGAAAAAUGGCACAUAACAUAAAUUACUUAGCAUACAAUAUACAUAAUAAUAAUAAAUGAAAUACAUGCAAAUGAUAAAUGUGUGCGUGUGUGUGUGCGGUGUACUCAUGGAUACAUAUUUACACGAACAAUAAGGCAACUUUACACAUUCCAAUUGGAUUCUGUUUGUGUGUGAAAAUCUAAUAAGUAAAAAGAGACGGCGAAGUAACAACAACAACGACGACGACGACAACGGCGGCAGUAACAACAACAACAACAAGAAAACCAUAGGCACGGCAAAGAAGAAAAUAAAUAGCAAUUUCGACUAAAUAAAGUUCCCAAAUCAACGCCAAUCCAGUCGCGUGACCGUGUUUUUCCGUCCUCUUUAUUUUUUUGUGUGUGUGUUUUUUUUUCGGUGGUUUUGCGGAACACUUGUUGAACUCAUCAUCAUCGGAAGUCUCAUUCUCGCUCGCUCUAUCGCUCUCAACAAACUACACCACCCACCAAAUGUCGUUGCGAACCGGCGGCAAAGGUUAAACCAACAACAACAACAACUGCAAGAAAGGAAUCACGCAGAGAGCCAAAAAGAGUUGCGAGUGAGAGAGACCGCGUGAAAAACGUGUGUGCGUGAAACGUGAGAGAGGCCAACGACGAGAGAGAGAGAGACGCCAGAGAGGAAGUUCUGGCAUGCAGCUGGCUGGCUGGCCGGCUGGCUGCUCAUACGCCUCCAACUCCAAUUCGAAUUCCGACUCCAAUAACAACAACGUCGUCAACUCUAAUUCCAAUUCCAACAGCAAUUCCAAUAGGAAUUGUCAUUCCAUUGCCACGAUCACGGCACCAACAUCAUCAUCAUCAUCAGCAUCAUUAACAUCACGGGAUACAAUCUCCAUCUCCAUAUCAAUCAGCUCGUGAUUGGCGGCAACUCGCGGAUACAUCAUCCAACAUGGACGACGAGAUAUGCAAUCCACAACUAUGUCGCAUUUGCAUCACAUCGCACACAAACUCCAUGCAAAUGAUAUCCAUAUUCGGCGAGGAUUCUCUUUGGCAAAAGAUCACCACGCUCGCCGAUGUCAAGAUCACGAAGAACGACACGCUGCCACAGCAGGUGUGCGUGAGCUGUGCGAAGACGGCGAUCUCGGCGUGUCUGUUCAAAAAGAAGUGCGAGGAUGCGGAUAACUUUUAUCGCCAGCAGUUGCUGAUCAAGAAGAUCGAGGGCCACAGUCAAGGCGAUCGGAGCAGCAGCAGCAGAGGCAGCGUUGCAAGCAGCAGCAGCAGUGGCAGCGGCAGCAGCAGCGGCGGCAGCAGCAGCAGCAGUAGCAGCAGCUCCGACGACGACGAUGACGAGGACAAUGACAAUGACAACGAUAACGACAAUGAGAAUGAGAAUGACAACGAUAACGAGAAUGGGAAUGAGCACGGUAACGAUAACGAUCAUCUUAAUGGGACAACGCAUGCCAAUGGCGAAAGUUUGCCGCUGCUGGAUGAGGAAGCAGCGCUUGAGGAGCACGCACAGAAUGGCCAUGGACUGAGCAAUGGCCACCAGCACCACGAUGAGCAGCUGCAGCUGCAGCAGCAGCAUCAGCAACUGGAACAGCUCGAAGGGAAUGCGCCAGAUGAUGGCGAGAUGCCGGAGCACAUGGCAUUCAAUUCGAUACGCCUGAUGCAGGAAUAUAUGCAGCAGCGAAUGAAGAAAUUCCCCAAUGGCCACAACAGUCAGGUGGAUGGUCAACACGAGCACGAUCACGACCACGAGCACGAGCAUCGAAGCAACGUCGAUGACGAUGAUGAUGAUGACGACGAGGAGAUGUCGCUGCCGUUGAUACCAGAGAUUGAGCUGAUCACACCAUCGGAUGAUGCCGCCGGCGUUGGUCACCUUUCCAAUGGCCAUCAUUUGAAUAACAAUGGGCCAACGGCAUCAUCAUCAUCGGCGGCCAUGCAUCCAGUGACUGGGGUCCAUGGGUUUCAGUGUCCGCACUGUUAUCUCGUCUUUGAGAUGAAACAGAUACUCAAGGCGCACAUGCAGAGUGUCCAUGGGGCGCCAGGACCCGUCUACGAAUGCACCAAUUGCCGCAAGACAUACUUCUAUAAGCGAUUCCUCGAGAAGCACAUUCGACGCGGUCGCUGCGUCAAAAAGCGACGCAAUCAGACCCGUCCCAUGCAGUGCUCCGAUUGCCAUGUCCUGUUUCCCACCGGCCAUCAUUUGGGCUGGCACAAACGCACCGGCUGCCCAUCGAAGGCAGCCAAAAUGCCAUUGCAGCAGCUCUUCAAGCAGAACAUUGUGCAGUUCAACAACUUUCCGAAGCGCAUGGUCGCCCGCAAACCGCCAACGGAUAAUGCUGCAGUGCAUCUGAAUAAUCGCAAACUCAGCCUGACAAACAAGCGCAAGGGACGCACUCGCAUCAAACUGGAUGCCAAGAAGAUUGCGCUCGCCAAGCAGCUGAUAUUGCGGGAAGCAACCACGACGGUGAUUGCCAACGAGCUGAAUAUAUCGCGCACGUUCGCUUGGCGUUUGCGCAAGAGUCUCGUCAAUGGUGUCAGUUUGCACGAGCGUGUUGUCGAUCAGUCUGGCGAGGAGCAACAGUUGCAGCUGCAACAGCAACUGCAACAGCAACAACAGCAGCAGCAACAGCAACUGCAACAGCAACUGGAGGAGCAACAACAACAACAGCAACAGUUGUCGCUUCCCUUCGGCCAUCUGGGCCUGGGUCUCAUCAAGGAGGAGCAGCUGGACAGCGAGGAUGAGCAGCACGCUGGACUGACCAUCGAUGAUGAGCUCGAUCACGAUGCCAUCGAUGGCGAUCACGAUGCCGACGGAGAUGUCGAGGGCGAUGUGGAUGGCGCCGCUGAAAUUGGAGCCGAGGAGACGGCCGGGUAUGCGGGCGACGAUGAUGUCUGCGGUCUGCUGCACAAUGGCUACGACAUGCGCGCCCAGCUGGGCGAUGAGCACAGUCCCAUGGCCGAGAUGGUGGAGCACGAGCAGCAGCAUCGUGGCAUCGGUGGCAAGCAGCGUGGCGUCUCCAUGUCGCCCACGCCCAUGUUGCCGGCACGCGCCGAUGUCGAGGCCUAUCAGCGUCUGUUGGCCGAAUCGCAACGCUUUCCCCACAUCGUCAAUGCCCAGCAAUUGCAGUUGCAACAACAACAACAACAACAGCAGCAGCAGCAACAGCAGCAGAAGGCCGCACACAAUGGAACAAUGCCGAUGCUGACGCGUUAUCCGCCCUCCGUUGUCGCUGCAGCCAACCAUGCUCUGCCCGUCAAUCUGUCCCUCCGCUCGAUGCCGCCAAUGAACAGCAACGAGAGCAAUGGCAGCAACAGCAGCAAUGCCACAGCAGCGAAUCAGCAACAACAGCAGCAACAUCUGCAACAGCAGCAGCAACAGCAACCAUUGUCGCAGUUGCAUCAGCCGGGCAAAAAGCCGCGUAAACCGAAUGUGUUUAUCGACGAUGAGAAGUACGCAAUGGCCAAGUUGCUGGUGGCACAAAACUCAUCGACAAUGGAGAUUGCUCGCGCUUUGAACGUAUCACAGAUGACGGCCUGGAAGGUGCGCGAUGCCAUACUGAAGGGAGUGCCGCUCUCGUAUCGCAACAAGCGGGCGGAGGCACGCGACGAGGUGCGUCUCAGCGAUGCAGCCGCAGCAAUUGCAGCCAAGGAGCAGCAGCAGCAGCAGCACCAGUUGCAGCAACAGCAACAGGAGCAACAGCAGCGUCAUCAACAGGAGUUGCAGCGUCAACAGCAACAGCAGCAGCAACAGCUGCAAGAAUUGCAGCAGCAACAGUUGCUACUAAAGCAACAGCAGCAGCAGCAACAGAAACGUCAGCAGCAACAGCAGGAAUUGUUGCUGCAGCAGCAGCAACAGCAACAACAACAGCAGCAACAAUUGCGUCACACGCCAGCAGCAGAAGCAUCACAUUAUCAGCAACAGCAACAACAGCAGCAGCAGCAACAUAAUGGCGGCAAACUGUUACAUCCACGUCGCCGCUUAAAGGCCGCUGAGCGUGAGCUGCGCGACAAGGAGAUCACACGCGAAAUACUCGAACUGAUCAAGGAGGACAGCAACAUACAAUACUGGAAGGUGUCCGCUCGCCUCGCCGAGAAGGGCAUCAACAUAUCGCCGUCAUCCGUUUGCCAGAAACUCAAAUCGAUGGGCAUCCAUCGUCGCUGGAAGCCCGGCGAUAAGCCGCGCACCUUGCUCGACAUUAGUCAGCUGAAAGCGGCAACAGUUGCUGCCGCGGCGGCAGCAUCGCUGGCCGCAAACGGGGGCAACUUUGCUGGCAACAUGCAUAAUGGCGUCAAUGUUGUUGGGCCGAUGGUCGAUGAGGCCUACGAGCAGCAGCAACUCGAUUUGGGCGUACCACAUUUUCUCAGUGCCUUUACGCUACGAUAACGCGGACGAUGACGAUAACGAUAACAUGCGACGAUUACAUAACGAUAACAACUAACUACGACUAAUAACGCCCAAGAAGCAGCUAAGGUUGAGAAGAUUUAUUAACAAAUUGACUAUGACAAAGACUAAGACGAUAACGAUAACGAUUGCAGCUAAUCGAUAACCGAUAACCAUGGCAGUUGUCAGUUAAUAUGCAAAAUAACGAUAACGAUGACAAUGGUUAUACCGAUAACGAUUUCAGCUAAUUGAUAACCGAUAACCAUUUAAUAUGCAAAAUAACGAUAACGAUGACAAUGGUUAUACCGCUAACGAUUUCAGCUAAUUGAUAACCGAUAACCAUUGCAGUUGUCAGUUAAUAUGCAAAAUAAUCAACUUUAUUGCAAGUAACGUUAAAAAUGGCAUAAAAGCGAUGGCGAUGGCGAUAGCGAUUGCAAUCGAUAACGAUAACAGCACAAGACGGACACACACGAUGACUGUGACUGUGAUUAUGACAGAUGAUGAUGAUGCCUCCCGGUCCCGCCCAACGCACUUUCCCUACUUGUUUAAGUAUUACACACACAUAAGCACGCACCACACACACACACACACACACACACACACACCGCAUACACCCAACACACAGACGCUUGCACGGCAGCAACUACAACAAUUUGUAUUUUUAUAUAGUAUUUAAAUGUGCAAAAUCACGCGUUGCAUAAGAAAACUACAUCAAAUGUAUUCGAUUUAUAUAUUUAGAUAUAUAUAUUCAUAUUAUGAAGCAAUGCAUAUAUAUUUAUCAAUAUAUAUGUAUGUAUUUUUUUUUUGUAUUAGGUCGAUAAAAAGCAACAACAACAAGAGAAACAACGCUUUUAUAUAGCGCUUAUAAUAUGCAUUCCUAGAAUGUAAGAAACACACACACACACACAUACUUGAAAAGCGGUCAUUCCAAAAAAAAAAAACAGAAACAAAAGAAAACAAGAGAGAAAAACACAUUCACCAUUUGGUUUAGUUUCCAUACAUAUAUAUAACAUAUAAUUUAAUAUUAUAUAUUUGUCGGUAUUUUAAUUUUAUUUUAUUUUCAAUUUGAACAUGUUUUUUUUUCGUCGUUUUCGUUUUGAAUUCUAGCGCCGCGAAUAAUUAUAGAUGAAAAACAAGCUAAACAUAAUCUUUAAUGUAGGUAAAUGCAUAAUUGUCUAGUAUUUAUUAUAUACUGAAUGCACAUACUGAAAUCAAAACGUAUGUGUUGUAUGUGUGCGCAUAAUGUGAAUGUGAAUGGUUAUUGUUAACUGAACAUUUAUUUAUUUACACAUUUUCUGUUCGCUUCAAAUAAGGACAAAACGUUAAGAAAAGAAGGCUAAGCAGAGAGAAACAAUGAAAUAGUCGAUGAUGAUGAAAAAGAAGAAGAUGAAGAAGAGGUAGAGAUUGCGAUUGCAAUUUUUGCAAAUUGCUGAAAGUACUGAAUUUUUGAUUUUAGUAAAAAUAUUAUUAAUACGAUUAUUAUUAUUAUGAUUAUUAUAAAUAAUUACAUUCUGAUUAUUAUGAAAGGAACAAAAUAACAGACAGAACAAAACAAAACAACAACAAACAAAAAAAGUGAAGAAAACUAAAAAAACAAAAACAAAAGAAAACAAGCAACAAUUUAACAAUAUUAAGACAUUUAUAUAUUGUGUUAUAAAUUAGCUAACAUAAGUGCAAUUACAACAACAACAAUAAUAGCAAGAACAACAAAAACAACAGCCGAUAACAGAAAUCACAUUUGGCCUGGCCUAAUCGACAGGGUGCAAUAGCAAAAAUAAAAACAAAAACAAAUUUGUUAAGACAUUUAGAUAAGUAACACAUAACUCCACCUCCCCCCUUUCCACCUCCUCACCCACACACACUCCUCUCACACUCACGACAAGCGAACAAUGUUGAAUUAGCCAAUUGAAAAAUAAGAAGAAAGCAAGCAAGUAAAGCAUUACAUUUAAUAUUGCUAAGAUUUGUAUUUAUUUACAGUAAAGACACCCACACACCCACAUAGCUAUAUAUCAAUAUACACAACACAUAUACAUACAUAUAUAUAUUUAUAAACAAAACAAGGUUUAUUUUUUUGAUCGUCUGCGCAGCUAUGCUUGUAUUAAAUCCUUUUGUACCCCCAAAACAAAACAAAACAAAACAAAACAAAAAAGACAGAGAACGAGAGAGAUAGCGCGAGAACGCAAAAGCGAGCACGCAACGCAAAAAUGAGAGCAUCGAUGUGCGCUUGCGCAAAUGCGAGACCGAUAUGUAGAUAUCGAUAACUGCAAUGUCGAUAAUUAGUAUUUUUGUAAACAAUUUGAAAUUGUAACUGGCAGCACUGCAUAACCACGAGUAUAUACUACCAUUAUAUUACUUAAAGCAAAAACAAAAACAAAAUCAAAAAAAACAUAAAAAAAAACAAUGAUAAUGUGUAUAUAGUUAGUAUUUUUUUUGUUUAACUAUAUAAUUAUUAUGAUUAUUAUUAUACUUUUUCCAGCUUUUGUAUGCAAUACAAGAAAUUAUUUAUAAGCAAAAAAAAAGAACAACAAAAACAAACAAAUAGAA